CUUUGUAAAGGAUUUGGUGUCAGAAAGUCUACCAACUUCCAGCCAAAGUUCUUUAGGAUGGUGGAGCAUGCACCAAAUCGAAGAAUAUUGAAGAGUAAAUAUUGUUAAUCCCAUACAAAGGAUCAUAGGAUCACAAAAUAUGAGGACCAUCAGAGAUUAAUGCUUGCUUAAUGUCCUCAUUGUAUUAGAUGAGGAAACUGAGGCUGAGAGAAUGGAGUAACCCAUCCAAAGUCACACACUUAUAUCUGGUUCAGUUCUGUCCACAUUUUCUUUUAGCUCUCUAACCCCAUAAUUUGAGGAUUCCCCUAAUUUCGUUGUUUCCCAUCUGGAUAGGAACAGGAAGAACAUUCUAGUUUUGCUGUGUGGCGGGUACUGAGAGCAACAAACGAGUCCCCUUUAAGCGCACCCUCUCUUUUUCUCAUCUGGCAGCCCACCGCGUUUUUCCAUUGGCCAUUAUUUGUGUCUCCUCGUUCCUUUCCAAGAUUCCCAACCAAUCCACUGCUCCCUCCGUCGCCAAGGCCAGGCUUUGAGGAAUGUACCAUGUGAACCGUGAGGGGGGGGAGUAGAGAAGGGGAAUUGCGAGGCAACAGCUUAUUUCUUUAUCUUUUGCCUGUAACCGUGAGAUUCUGGCACUGUUAGAGCCUGUAGGUAGCAACAGCGUCCCGGAGGUUGGGAGCUACGUGGCACUUCCCGAGGUGCACUUAGAUCUGUCACCCCCCAAGGCCGGGGUCCUGUGGUCGCGCUGGAGGGCUGCAGCCCUUGCCCUUCCAUGUGCCCUCCCAGCCGGCAGCCUCGCAGCUGCCUGGGCUGCCCGUUCCGUGCAGUGGCCCGCGCUGGAUGCUGUUGAGCUGCUGGGUUGUGGCCAGGGCCGGCCAGGGGUCGCCGGCGCCAGGUGAACACAGCAGCAUGAGGCGGAGGUGAGGACCGGGCUGCACCCCGAGCUCGGGGUUUCCGCGGACGACGGCUGGCGGCCUGGAGCAGUUUAAUCUGACAGUGUCGUGGACCAACAGCCAUCCCACUGCCCCCUUUGUCUGGGGUGCUGAGGGUGGGGAAGCAUGGAGGAGAGUAAGAAUGAGACAAUGAAUCAAGCACACACCCUCUUUGACCAAUUUGUGCAGGCUACCACCUGCAAGGGGACUCUUAAGGCCUUCCAAGAGCUCUGUGACCAUCUUGAACUGAAGCCUAAGGACUAUCGCUCCUUUUAUCACAAGCUCAAGUCCAAACUCAACUACUGGAAAGCCAAAGCCCUCUGGGCAAAGCUGGACAAACGGGGCAGCCACAAAGACUACAAAAAGGGGAAAGCAUGUACUAACACCAAGUGUCUCAUCAUUGGAGCUGGCCCCUGUGGUCUCCGCACAGCCAUCGACUUAUCCUUACUGGGAGCUAAGGUAGUUGUUAUUGAGAAACGAGAUGCCUUCUCCCGCAACAAUGUCUUGCAUCUCUGGCCAUUCACCAUACAUGAUCUGCGAGGUUUGGGUGCCAAGAAGUUCUAUGGCAAGUUCUGUGCUGGAGCCAUUGACCAUAUCAGUAUCCGUCAGCUUCAACUAAUACUUUUGAAAGUAGCAUUGAUCCUAGGCAUUGAAAUUCAUGUCAGUGUAGAAUUCCAAGGACUUGUACACCCUCCUGAGGACCAAGAAAAUGAACGGAUAGGUUGGCGGGCACUGGUGCACCCUAAAACCCAUCCUGUGUCAGAAUAUGAAUUUGAAGUGAUCAUUGGAGGGGAUGGCCGUAGGAACACCUUGGAAGGAUUUCGUCGGAAGGAAUUUCGAGGCAAACUGGCCAUUGCCAUUACAGCAAAUUUUAUCAACCGAAAUACAACAGCAGAAGCCAAAGUGGAAGAGAUCAGUGGAGUGGCUUUCAUAUUCAACCAAAAAUUUUUCCAGGAGCUCAGGGAAGCUACAGGUAUUGACUUGGAGAACAUCGUCUACUACAAAGAUGACACACACUAUUUUGUAAUGACGGCCAAAAAGCAGAGUUUACUGGACAAAGGGGUGAUACUGCAUGAUACUAAUGAAUCCGGUCACUUUAAUCUGCAGUAUACUGUAGCCUUAUCUGAGAGCAAUGGUAGGGGUGAGCAUAUGAACAUGUUCCUGCAGCACAGCCUCUUUCCACUUGUUACCUUGUAUCUGCUUCUUAACCUUGUGGUCCUUUAUGUCUAUGAGGAGAAACAGGACCAAGCAGUAGAUUUUGAUUCUUUGGAUGAACAAAAUGUGGAGAAGAAUAACCAACUGGCCUUUGAUAUUGCUGAAAAGGAACUGGGCAUUUCUCCCAUCAUGACAGGCAAAGAGAUGGCCUCGGUGGGGGAGCCUGACAAGCUGUCCAUGGUGAUGUACCUGACCCAGUUCUACGAGAUGUUCAAGGACUCACUCCCCUCCAGUGAUGCCUUGGACCUGAAUGCUGAGGAGAAAGCAGUCCUGAUAGCCAGCACCAAAUCUCCCAUCUCCUUCCUAAGCAAACUUGGGCAGACCAUCUCUCGGAAGCGUUCUCCCAAGGAUAAGAAGGAAAAGGACUUGGAUGGUGCUGGAAAGAGGAGAAAGACCAGUCAAUCAGAAGAGGAGGAAGUGCCCCGGGUAUGCAGAGGAAGAUCCACAUUAGUGAGCACUCUGCCUGACAGGAGGACUGAUGUCACACUCAGCAACCAGAACAAAGUGAAGUACAUGGCAACCCAGCUGCUCGCCAAGUUUGAAGAGAAUGCACCUCCACAAUCCACUGGCAUAAGGAGACAGGGCUCAGUAAAGAAGGAGUUUCCACAGAACUUGGGAGGCAGCGACACGUGCUAUUUUUGCCAGAAGCGGGUCUACGUGAUGGAGAGACUGAGUGCCGAGGGCAAGUUCUUCCAUCGGAGCUGCUUCAAAUGUGACUACUGUGCCACCACACUGCGCCUCUCAGCCUAUGCCUAUGACAUCGAAGAUGGUAAAUUCUACUGCAAACCACACUACUGUUACCGACUCUCCAGCUCUGCACAGAGGAAGAGACCAGCAGUGACUCUUCUGUCUGGAAAGGAGGCCAGAGGACCCCUGCAGGAUGGCCCCAUUGCAGACGCAAAUGCACCUGCCAGUACCAUCACCAACCCUGCUGAUAGAACUCCAGGUUCAAGUGUGAAUGGCCUGGAGGAGCCCAGCAUUGCCAAGAGACUGAGGGGCACUCCUGAGAGGAUUGAGCUAGAGAACUACCGCCUGUCUGUGAAGCAGGCAGAGGAGCUACAGGAAGUGCCUGAGGAGACACAAGCUGAGCACAACCUGAGCAGUGUGCUAGACAAGGGCCUGGAGGAGGACGUGGCCAGCAGCAGUUCUGAGUCUGAGAUGGAGGAGGAGGAGGAGCCUCCACUGCCCACCUCGGACCUGGGUGGCGUUCCUUGGAAGGAAGCUGUGAGGAUCCAUGCUCUUUUAAAAGGAAAGAGUGAAGAGGAACUGGAUGCCUUGAAGAGCUACGAGCUUAACAAUGACAAUGAGGAGGAGGACUACUACGAGGAGGAGGGAGAGGAGGACUAUGACGAGGAAGAGGAGGAGUCUAGUGAAGUAGCUGGGAGUCAGCGGCUACAGCAGAUCAUAAAUGCAACCGAUCCCUUGGAGAUUCAGGCUGAUGUGCACUGGACACAUGUUCAUGAGAAAGAGGAGGAGGAGCGAACGGUACCAACCUCUGAGCCCUCCACUUCUAGAGUGCCUGACCUUCCCUCCAUACGCCGUGCAGCAGUUCAGGCCUGGCUGGAGACAGUGUCCGGAGUCCCAUUUGAUGAGGAUGGCCUGGAGGAAGAUGUGGAUUCGGAGCCGGCAGAAAUAGAAGGGGAGGCAGCAGAGAAUGGGGACACGGGUGACACUGGUGCUGAGCUGGAUGAUGAUCAGCACUGGUCUGAUGACAGCCCAUCGGAUGCUGAAACAGAGUUUUGCAAGCAGCACCAAGAGGUGGUAGAAGCGGAUCUGGAGCUGAACGUCUCAGAAAACCAGGACGAACGACCCCCUGCCACUCUACAGCAUAACAAGAGAGCUCCCUCCCAAGUCUCCAGUCCCACCUGGUCCCCUUCGGAACAAGCUGUUCUGUUCUCUCCUGCCCACAGCCCCGUGGGAGAGGGGGCCCGGAUUCCACUCCCCUCUGAGGCUAUCAAAGUGAAAUUGCCCAAGGAGCACCUUUUCCGAGAGCUUUUGGUUUCCAAAGCAAAGUUCAAAGCAGAAGUUCCCACUGAUCAGAAAGCUGUGCACUCUCCCAUCCAGUCCCAGCCAGCAGCUCUGCUGGAAGCCAGGACACAUACCUCUCCAGUUAGUUCACAGGGCCUGUCCCCAUUGGCCACUUCCACCAUCACCCCCACUCCGCACCCCAUUUGCUCCCAGCCUAAACCUUCCUGUGAGGCCACCAUUCCAUCCCCUACCAAGUCCCCCAUAUGCUUCCAGCCUGUUCCAGCGAAAACAUCAACCCCCCUCACCCCCCUCCACGUGAAGAACCAAGGGGAUGCCAAGGACAGACUGGGCAGCCCUCUUGCUAUGGACGAGGCCCUGAAGCCAAACGACUUGGUGGCAGAGUUCUGGAUGAAGAGCGCUGAAAUUCGCCGCAGCCUGGGGCUCACACCCGUGGAUCGGAGCAAGGGGCCCAAGCACAGCUUCCCCUCACCUGCCUUUAAGCCAUUGUCCCUAAAAUCCUAUUCAGUUGAGAAGUCUCCUCAGGAUGAGGGGCUCCAUCUUCUAAAACCUCCAUCUAAGAGACUGGCAAAGUCGGAUAGUGACCAGCCCUCUCUGCCAACCCCCAAGUCCCCAUCUGACAGAGAGCUAAAAAGCUCCCAUGAGGAGCGGAGAGACCUGUCCAGCAGUUCUGGGCUGGGCCUUCAUGGGAGCUCCUCCAACAUGAAGACCUUGGGCAGCCAGAGCUUCAAUACCUCAGACUCCACCAUGCUUACUCCACCCUCAAGCCCGCCUCCACCCCCACCCCAGGACGAGGAGCCCGCAACUCUUCAAAGGGAGCCAUAUCAGAUAUAUGGGCAGAAGGAAACCAAGCCCAAGGCCUCCGUAAUCCCACCCCCCACACCUGCCACCUUUAUGCGGCCCCCCCGAGAGCCUGCCCAGCUGCCCUGGGAAGAGGUACGGAAGUCAUUUGUAGAGAGUGUAGCUGAGAUCCCCUUUGCUGAUGACGUGGAGGAUACAUAUGAUGACAAGACCGAGGACUCAGAUCUGCAGUUCUUCACACCCCCUUCCUGCUGGCCCCUCUCUGACAAGGCCCUUCCCCCACCCCUAGCCAAGGAGAAUGUCAGGUUACUUACUCUAGAGAGCGGGGUCCAACUGCAGAAGAGGGGGCUACCUGUAGUCUCUCCAGAAGCCAAGGAGCUGGCUGAAGAGCGCAUGCGAGCCAGAGAGAAGUCUAUAAAGAGCCAGGUGUUGAGAGAUGCCAUGGCCAAACAGCUGAGUCGGAUGAAGGAGAUGGAAAUUGGGGCUGAGACCUCCAGUCCCCCAGGAGGCACCUGCCACAAAGCCUCCUCAAUGCCCUCUAAAGGCAAAGCCCUUGGCCUUGAAUCCCCUAAACACCCAGUGCACAAAGGCCCUGAGGAGCCCACCUUGAAGCACAAAAACACUAGUGAGGAAUUCCUCUCCCCCACAUUGGACUCAGGGGCCCCAGAUGGUUCAGUCACUUCAUCCGAGGGCUCUAGUGGGAAGAGCAAGAAGAGAUCGUCACUCUUCUCCCCCCGUAGAAACAAGGAGAGAAAAUCUAAAGGUGAGGGCCGGCCCCUGGAGAAACACAGCCCAGAUCUCCUGGAGGAAGCAGCCGCCAAGCCCAGGUCCUUGUGGAAGUCAGUCUUCUCAGGGUAUAAGAAGGACAAGAAGAAGAAGGGUGACAACAAGUCCUGUUCCAGCACCCCUUCCAGUGGUGCCACUGUGGCCUCUAGCAAGCACAGGAUGUCUCCAAUAGUGAGAGCAGAGCUGCAGCUGCGGGACCAGCUGAGUUUCUCCGAGGACUCUGACCUCUCCAGCGACGACAUCCUCGAGAGGGUCUCCCAGAAGUCCAAGCGAGAGCCAAGAACUUACACAGAGGAAGAACUGAAUGCCAAGCUGACCCGGCGUGUGCAGAAGGCAGCUCGGAGACAGGCCAAGCAAGAGGAACUUAAGCGGCUGCACCGAGCCCAGAUCAUCCAGCGGCAGCUGGAGCAGGUGGAGGAGAGGCAGCGACAGCUGGAGGAGAGAGGUGUUGCUGUGGAGAAGGCGCUCCGCGGGGAAGCAGACUAUUGGGGAGAGUCUUAUUACAGUGACCUCAUCGACUUGCAUCUGGGUGGCAUGGGCAAGAAGGACGACCCCAAGCUGAUGCAGGAGUGGUUCAGGCUGGUGCAAGAGAAGAAUGCCAUGGUGCGCUAUGAGUCGGAGCUGAUGAUCUUCGCCCGGGAGCUGGAACUGGAAGACCGGCAGAGCCGACUGCAGCAGGAACUCCGGGAGCGAAUGGCAAUGGAAGAUCACCUUAAGACCGAGGAGGAGUUGUCAGAGGAGAAGAAGAUCCUGAACGAGAUGCUGGAGGUGGUGGAGCAGAGAGACGCCCUUGUGGCGUUGCUAGAGGAGCAGCGGCUCCGGGAGAAAGAGGAAGACAAGGACCUGGAGGCUGUCAUGCUGUCAAAGGGCUUCAGCCUAAACUGGUCCUGAGCUCCCACCCACGCUCUGCUAGCUGGUCUGUGAAAUCCGCCUGACCCAGCUGGGCUCUUCCACACCACCUAGAUCCAAGAUCUGAGGUCUGGCAGCUCCUGGGAGUUUGCACUCAAAUGUCCACGUGCCUCUUAAAAAGCAGAUCAAGUAUCUGUGCUGUGGGGAAUCCCAAGUGAAGAUGAGUAUCUGAGGCGGCUCUGCCUCCUUGAAGAGACUCACUCUGAAUUCCUGAUCCAGGGAGUGAAGGCCAUGGAGUGCAGAGGUUUAAUAUGGGGAAAAGAAAGUUUCCCAGGGAUGCGCAGUAACCGGCGCCCCUCCUUGUGCAGGCACGUGUAAUGAGAGAAGGAAGCUGCUCCCCCUCUGUCAAAACCACAGCCACCAGAGUGCACCCCACAGAGAGGAAGGGGCAACUGUCUUCUUCAUGCUCCCUGAAGCACCACCAAAGAAACAAAGGAGACUCCCAGGAAAACCACAUGUGAACUAAGAGUGGGAGAGGCCGUGGCCAGUCAGGGUGAUGCCUAUCCUGCAUCACCUGGAAGCUGAGGGGGCCCCAUUUCCUGAGUUCAUUAUGUAAGUAAGGAGGAUCCAGGAGGAGUCUGCUCCCCAGUCCCACACCACACACUGGACUCCACGUGGCCAAAUGCCCCAGGCCUCUCUCUAAUUGUGGCCUGAGGGUUGUGUAUUGCUGCAUUUUGCUUUUAAUUCACAACCAUUUUAACACUGGAAAAUACUGACUUUGGGAGACGGGUGAGGCUCUACAUUUCAAGCCCCCAGUCACUGUUCAGUACUUCAGUUGGGGCAGGAGUGAUCCUCCUUGGUGUUUUUCCUGCGUUUGCACAUUGAAAUGAAGCUGACAAUCUAGCAAGACACUCAGCCACUUCAAACUCUUUUUUUCAAUUAACUUAUUUUUUUAAUACUUGAAAAAAAUUUCAUUUUUAUAUCUUUACUAAAGACACUGAUCACCUGGCACCUGGUGUGGAAGUGACAGGUAACCAUGCCAGCCUGCCUGAACGCUUGCUACAUCCAUCUAUUUAUUAGCUCACCUUUAUACGAGUUACUGACCCCACUGACAUCAGAAAG
This is a messenger RNA of Myotis lucifugus (little brown bat), 7688 nucleotides long. It is a transcript of the gene MICAL3, whose product is annotated as microtubule associated monooxygenase, calponin and LIM domain containing 3. The transcript is spliced from 30 exons. Bases 1056 to 6608 code for a protein of 1850 amino acids. The record is from RefSeq and is a predicted model, not a curated record. NCBI's taxonomy places the organism in Eukaryota, Metazoa, Chordata, Mammalia, Chiroptera, Vespertilionidae. Gene Ontology annotation, molecular function: FAD binding; protein binding.